Staurois parvus is the source of this 375-nucleotide messenger RNA. The record is from the annotation of a GenBank genome assembly. Lineage: Eukaryota; Metazoa; Chordata; Amphibia; Anura; Ranidae.
GCGAUCGCCGGUCCGCUGUGUCCCUCGGACACAGCGGAUCACGUAAAGAGCCGAAGAUGUCGGCUCGGUCGGUCAUGUAAUCAGCUGUGUCCAAUCACAGCUGAUCACAUGGAACAUGUACACACUGAUCAUCAGGGCACUGAUGAUCAGUGUGCCCUGAUGAUCAGUGUGGCCCCAGAAGUGCCACCUGUCAGUGCUCAUCCGUGCCAGUGCCCAUCAGUGCCACAUCAAUGCCACAUAUCAGUGCAUACCAGUGCACAUCAAUGCCACAUAUCAGUGCCCAUCUGAGCUGCCUUUCAAUGUCACCCAUCAGUGCCAGUCAGUGCCGCCUAUCCGUGCCAGUCAGUGCUGCCUAUCAGUGCCGCCUAUCAGUGC